Chilo suppressalis (striped riceborer) is the source of this 1062-nucleotide messenger RNA. Lineage: Eukaryota; Metazoa; Arthropoda; Insecta; Lepidoptera; Crambidae. The record is from the annotation of a GenBank genome assembly.
AUGACUUAUACCCUGGUGGUCGUGUUCCUAUUAGACACUGUUACAAAAGAAUUUCCUGAAACUUCUGAGGACAAUGGAAUAUUUAGCAGUGCAAAUUAUAAAUGUGCGCCUACAAUCCAAGAUGCCGUUUUCGAAACCGCCAACAGACAAUUUGGGCUGGACAUAAAACCAAAUGUGAAUUUCAAAACUGGAUCAAGAUUUGACGAAAAUAAUGAUAUCGUUGAUUCUGUCGUUGAAUUUGAAAAUGAGUUUUCUAUGGAAAACGCUGAAUUGAAUAACGUUAAGAGAGGCAAACAAUUUGAGGAUAUCAAAUGUGAAAAUGUUAAUGGAACAGACACAGCAGAUGACAUUAUAUCACAUCCUGUUUUACCUGAAACAUCUACGUUUCUGGUGGCCAUUUUCGAGACUCUAUCAAAUAUAACCGCGCAUACUUGCUCGGGAACUUUGCUUUCACCAAAUUGGGUCUUGACUUCUGAAAAUUGCAUUGAUGUUUUGGGUUAUUUACGAAAUGGAACAAAUUACACCGGAAAAAGCGUUUACACUGUCGUUGCUGAAGCCACAAAUCCAUUAGUGGAUGGGUCUAUCCAUAACGUCACCCAAGUAGUGCUUCAACCUGACCGCGGAGCCACCAACUUCUCUAAUUUCCCAAGAAGCCGGUGUGCCGGUUUGGUUAUGAUGAGAAUCGCGCCCAGGAUGGAGGGAGGAGGAUUGGAAAUCGCCAUGGAUGAAGUACCACCGAACAUAGAAGCGCAAGCGUAUGGUUGGGCCUAUAUUAAGAACGAGCUCAGUGUUGACGUGAUGAAAAUUAUUUCUAUUCCUGUUAACAUACAAUUAUCAAGCACAACUUGUGAUUUGAAUUGUACGAGAUCGGAAGAAGAACUUUGCUUCACCACGAAUGAUACAAAGAUGAUAGCGCAGUUGAGUUUGGGCGGAGCGGUUCUCUGGAUGCAGGGCAGACGAGCGCGCGUGGCAGCGGUCACGCGAGCAGGUGAUGGAGCGCUGUCGGCCACCACCGUUCAUCUACACGCUGUUUGGAUACAAUCCUUGCUCUCCAGUACAUAA